CACAUUAGCCAAUGUCAAAUAUCUUUUAAUUCCUCUGUUAAUCGUUAAAAACAAUGUGUAUAUCAGUUUUUAUUUAUUACCAACACGGCACCUUAUAUCUUAAUGUAAACAUAAAAUGCGAUCAAAUUUUAAUUAUAAUCAUUGAUGUACAAAAUACUAAAAAUAAAAAUAGUGCAGUGCGAAUAAGUGAUGGAUAUAUCAAACGAUUUUGGGCAUACAGUUUAUAAUCUGCUUUUCCACACAUUAGUCAAUGCCAAAUAUCUUUUAAUUUCUCUGUUUAUCGUUAAAAACAAUGUGUAUAUCAGUUUUUAUUUAUUACCAACACCAUGUGUAACAGGCAUUGACAUGACUAUUACUAUAUAUCAUAGAUAUUAAUUUAUAUAAAAUAAAGAGACCUAAUGUGAAUUUCAUCAAUUAAUUUUAAGCAAUACGAGUGCAUAGUAAUAAUGUCCGACAUGAGUGUACAAAAUUCGGCCGAUGAAGAAAUCAAUGAUCAUUAUUCAUAUCGAAAAAAUGUGCAAAUGCAGAAUUCUAAAAAACCCAAAAUCACUAUGAAAGCUAAACCAAAAAAACAGAAAUUAAUAAUGGUCAACACAAGCGAUCAAAAUUCAGAUGAUGAAGAAAUUGAUGUAUGUGCACCGGAACUUUAUAAUCAUCGGAAAAAUGAGCAAAUGCAGAAUUCUAAAAAACCUGAAACCGUUAUAAAACCUAAACCAAAAAAACAGAAAUUUCAGUCGCAUUUAUUAAAACUGGAACAAGAAUAUAAUGGUUUAACAACUAUGGUUAAUGAAAACUGCAUACGCGUAAAAAAAUCAGAUGGUGGAAAUUUUUGUAUCAAAAUACCCGAAAUCAAAACAGCAAGUGAUUAUUUGGUUAUUCAAAAAUACAAAACAUCGGACAUGGAAAAAGUAGAGUCAAAAGACAGGUAACU
This is a messenger RNA of Metopolophium dirhodum (rose-grain aphid), 931 nucleotides long. RefSeq lists its product as uncharacterized. The record is from RefSeq and is a predicted model, not a curated record. The transcript has 4 exons. Lineage: Eukaryota; Metazoa; Arthropoda; Insecta; Hemiptera; Aphididae. Bases 447 to 929 code for a protein of 160 amino acids.